Trichobilharzia regenti is the source of this 1263-nucleotide messenger RNA. The record is from the annotation of a GenBank genome assembly. Lineage: Eukaryota; Metazoa; Platyhelminthes; Trematoda; Strigeidida; Schistosomatidae.
AUGAAAAAAAGAAUACUGAAGACAUUAGAAGGAACAAUUUUUAAAGAUUCAGAAAUCGCAGAAAUUUCUGCUGCUCCAGGUGGUGUUCAGGUGGAAUUUACUCCUGAACGUCCAUAUCAUUCUCAAGAGGUAGAAAAUCUAAUCACUUUAUUAGCACGAUCCAUUCCUGAUCCUACAGAAAAACGGAAUAAGUUGAAAGAUAUGAGUUUUGUUUUUGCUGUUGAUCAUUGUUUCACAAUUACUGGACAAGGUACUAUUCUGACGGGAACUGUUCUCUCCGGUACUACAAGUGUUGGUCAGACAAUUGGUCUACCGUUACAACGAAUUCAAAAGAAGAUUAAAUCUAUCCAACGCUUUCGUCAACCAAUUCAAUCUAUUGGACCAGGUGAUCGUGCUGGUAUAUGCGUUCCCCAGUUGGAUCCCAGCUUAUUAGAACGUGGUCUUGUCGGUGAUUUAUCUUCAGAUGAUAAUUUAACCUUAUGUCAUGGUUGUAUAUUAUCUUGUGUUGAAAAAGUUCGUUAUUAUAAAAAUCCAGUGAAAAGUAAAUCUCGUUUACAUAUUUUUGUUGGUCAAGAAACUGUCCUGGCUAAUUUAACAUUCUUUAAUAAAAUAUCAUCUGCAAAAGUAGAAGAAGAAGAAGACAACCGCCUUACAAAUGGUUCUAGGGAAUACUGCACUUUUGAAAGAACAGCAAAAUAUCAAUAUAUUGAUGAAUUUUCUAGUGAUACAAAAGGUGAUAUUUACUUGUUAUUGGAAUUUGAACAUCCUGUUGUUUGUCCAAUGAAUGGUUUAGUUAUUGGCGCUAAAUUAGAUACCUAUUCGGUGACUAGUUGUCGUUUAGCACUACAUGGGCGUGUAGCAGUACAAUUAACAGAUUCAAAUUAUAAAUUAAAUAUUCUGAGUAAAUUACUUAUAUGUAAAUCUAAAACACGUCGUGGUCAAAUCGAGCGAGUUGUCAAUCCACGUGCGUGUAUUGUUCACGGGUUAUUUAAACGUGAAACCAAUUGGGAGAUAUUUGUUGGUUUACGCGCUUAUGUGAAUAUUAAAUCUUCUGAAAAAUGUCGUAUCAUAAAUGGUUAUAUUGAAUCAAGUUUUGGUCAAAGUGGAAAGUGUCGUCUAGCCUUAGAUGAUGAUCUUCCUGAAGAUGUUUUGGCUAUGUAUUCAACAAAAUCUGGAAGGAAAGCAUCCACUGAAAUUGAAACAGAAGUUAUACUUGAAUUUAAAAAGAACAUAUUUGAUCCACAACGUCGUCUUAUACAAUAG